Menidia menidia (Atlantic silverside) is the source of this 1851-nucleotide messenger RNA. The record is from the annotation of a GenBank genome assembly. NCBI's taxonomy places the organism in Eukaryota, Metazoa, Chordata, Actinopteri, Atheriniformes, Atherinopsidae.
AUGUCCAUCAAGUUAACGGAGAGCAGAGAGAUGCAGGACGACAGCUUGGAGGGAAUGAACGGGGAAGGUGUUCUGUGGAACCUGUCGUCCUGCGACGCCCUGAAGAUGCCCAUCAUCCAGGACGCCCUGGCCGUGCUGACCAACGCUGUGAUCAUCCCACACUCAGGCUGGGACACCUCCCCACACACACAGGAUGACCGCAAGCUGCACCUGCACUCCUCCCAGGUCCUGCGCAACGCCACCGGCUGCCUCCGGAAUGUGAGUUCUGCCGGGGAGGAGGCCCGGCGGAGGAUGAGGGAGUGCGAGGGCCUAACGGACGCUCUGCUCUACGUCAUCCAGACCGCGCUGGGCAGCAGCGAGAUCGACAGCAAGACUGUGGAGAACUGUGUGUGCAUCCUGAGGAACUUGUCGUACCGUCUGGCUGCAGAGACGUCUCACAGCCAACAGGGCGGGUCAGAGGAGCUGGACGGCCUGUUAUGUGACACUGGAGGCAAGGACGCGGAGAGCUCCGGGUGCUGGGGCAAGAAGAAGAAGAAAAAGAAGGGUCAUGACCAGUGGGAUGGUGUGGGCCCCUUUCCAGACUUGGCAGAGCCCCCAAAAGGCAUCCAGAUGUUAUGGCACCCCACCAUUGUCAAGCCCUACCUCACCCUGCUGUCGGAGUGCUCCAACCCGGACACCCUGGAGGGAGCAGCGGGGGCUCUGCAGAACCUGGCUGCUGGCAGCUGGAAGUGGUCUGUUUACAUCCGAGCUGCAGUUCGCAAAGAGAAGGGUCUCCCUAUCCUAGUGGAGCUUCUGAGGAUAGACAAUGACCGGGUGGUUUGUGCUGUGGCCACAGCCCUGAGGAACAUGGCUCUGGACAUAAGGAACAAGGAGCUCAUUGGUAAAUACGCCAUGAGGGACCUGGUGCACCGUUUGCCUGGAGGCAGCAACAACAACAACACCAGUAGUGGGGGGGGAGGGGGGAGCACUAACAGCAGCACCCUGGGGGGCAAGACCAUGUCGGACGACACCAUCACGGCUAUCUGCUGCGCCCUGCACGAGGUCAUCACCAAGAACAUGGAGAACACCAAAGCCCUGAGGGACGCCGGCGGCAUCGAGAAGCUGAUCAGCGUGGCUCGCAGCAAGGGAGACAAACAUAGUCCCAAAGUGGUGAAAGCAGCAUCGCAAGUCCUGAACAGCAUGUGGCAAUACAGAGACCUACGGAGCCUUUACAAGAAGGUACGAGUCCGCUCCGGGUUUGGGACGGACGGGUAUUCUCAGUACCAUUUUGUGGGCUCCUCCUCCACGAUAGAGCGAGACAGGCAGCGGCCGUACUCCUCCUCCCGUACUCCGUCCAUCUCUCCCGUACGGACUUCGCCUAACAAUCGAUCAGCGAGCGCUCCCGCGUCCCCCAGGGAGAUGAUGGCGUUGAAGGAGAGGAAGGCAGACUUUGAGUCGACUGGCAAUGCCAGUUACCAUAGCAACAAGGGCGAGCACACAUCCCGGAAGGACGCCAUGACGGAUUCUCUGAGGGAUCGUUUAAACGCCCACAAAAUUCCUAACCUGAUAGACGAGGAGACCUUUGCAUCACUCUCCCUGUGGGUGAUGGUCUCCUCUCAAGGCUUGCCGUCAGAGCCUUACCCACCUUUCCAAAAUCCCCCCCCGCCCGACAACGGCAACUACGAGGACCAGGCCUUCUAUGAAAACCAGGUCCAUGCGGGGGGGCGGCCGCCACAGGGGGAGCUCAACAUGCACCUGCAGGGCCUCAAGUCCACCGGCAACUACGUGGACUUCUACUCAGCCUCACGGCCCUACAGCGAGCUCAACUACGAGACCAGCCACUACCCCGCCUCACCGGACUCCUGGGUCUGA